This is a messenger RNA of Daphnia pulex (common water flea), 4941 nucleotides long. Its product is annotated as sodium/potassium/calcium exchanger Nckx30C-like. Gene Ontology annotation, cellular component: membrane. The record is from RefSeq and is a predicted model, not a curated record. NCBI's taxonomy places the organism in Eukaryota, Metazoa, Arthropoda, Branchiopoda, Diplostraca, Daphniidae. Bases 584 to 2989 code for a protein of 801 amino acids. Gene Ontology annotation, biological process: calcium ion transmembrane transport; intracellular calcium ion homeostasis. The transcript is spliced from 9 exons. Gene Ontology annotation, molecular function: calcium, potassium:sodium antiporter activity; calcium channel activity.
UCGACGUGGCCGACGAGCGAUUCAUCUGACAAGGGUGGAGUCGGUGGGCGUAGAAAGAAAAGGGAGAUUACAGGACCGUGCGCGGAGGUUUCGAGCGUAUAUACAGCAACGCAUCAAAGAUGGCACCAAAGAAAAAGAGAGAAGGGAAAAAAGAAAAAAAGAAAAGAACAAAAAAAAGUUAAGUAUAACGAAUAAAACGUCGUCGGAUUGGUAUAGGCAAAGUCAAUGUUCUUGUGCGUUCUUCGAGCGCUGUGCACGCUAUGACACACUGGGCAUGCACCGAGUAGCAGCUAGUAUAGACCGUGAGCAGAAAUAUGGCUGACGGACUUGUGUUGGCCCCUUCUCCGGUGCAUAGUCGAGCCCGGUUACUUGAUCGCGACGGACGCGUGAGGAGCAGCGUCUUGUGGUCGACCCAAAGGGCUCCCAGUCGACCAUGUGCACUAGGAAGAUUUUGAUUUCGGGCCUGGCUUUGGCCUAGGUCCCCCCCACCCCAGUGAAUAUUGGCCAGCACAAUCAUCGUCGUCUUCUUCUUUCCCCCUCCCCACCUUAUUGUCUACCCAAAAGAAAAAAAAAUUUGAGAGACAUGGGUCGACUGGUUCGAUCGCGGUUAAAAGCUGGCAUCAACAUGCGACGCGACUCGUACUUUCUGGUCGUCAGCUGCACCUCGCUCCUGCUCUACGCCAUUUGUUUGUACACGUUCCUUCACUUGAACGGUUACAUUGGUGCCAACAAAUUGGUAGCCGCACCUUCUCCUUCGGCAACCGGGGCCCGUGGCCACUUGGAUCCCAACGCCGCCGAAAAGAACUCGCAGCUCUUCGCCGCCCCCUAUCUCAAGAGCCAGGCCCAGUUUGACGACGGGAAAAUCCACGAAUUCCAGCGCAACGUCGGACAUCCAGUCGACUGGGAGAUGCGGGUCAAAGAAUUGGGUAUUGAAGACAUUGGCGAGUAUUUAAGGGUGGAGCGAGAGAAAAGAGAGCACAUUCAAAUGUUGCUGGAGCAGUCCGGACCAGCCCAAACGGCAGUGACCAAGCGAGGUCCGCCGCGGAAGACGGAGCAGCGCCGGUUGCUGGCCGAAAAGCAGUUGAUGAGCGACAAACUCUUAUCGAAAGAAGAAGAAGUUCAGGGUGGCGAGGAGUCGGUGUGGCGGCGGAUAAGCCGCUCAAUCAACAGUUCCAACGUCGUCGGCCAUGCGACUGCCGAAGUGAAGAAAGCGGGAAACAACGAGAGCGUCGUCGAGAACAAGCCGCAGCCUCUGUUCCCCACGGAUCUGUUCACGCAAGAGGAGCGCCAGCGUGGCGCCGUCGUCUUCCACGUAGCCGGCGUCGUCUACAUGUUCGUCGCCCUGGCCGUGGUCUGUGACGAAUUCUUUGUGCCGUCGCUCGACGUCAUCAUCGAGAAGCUGAACAUCCCGGACGACGUGGCCGGCGCCACCUUCAUGGCAGCAGGUGGCAGCGCCCCGGAGCUCUUCACCAGCGUCAUCGGCGUCUUCGUCUCGUUCGACGACGUCGGCAUCGGCACCAUCGUCGGCUCGGCCGUCUUCAACAUCCUCUUCGUCAUCGGCAUGUGCGCCCUGUUCAGCAAGACGCUCCUGACGCUGACGUGGUGGCCGCUCUUUCGUGAUUGCACCUUCUACAGCAUCAGCCUCAUCGCCCUGGUUCUCUUCUUCAUGGACAACUUGAUCGUCUGGUGGGAGGCGGCACUUCUCCUCCUCCUCUACGCCGCCUACGUCUCAUUCAUGCGCUGGAACGAGGAUGUCGAGAGAGUGGUCAAGCGCUUCCUCUACCGUAACACCAUGCCUCGCAUUUCUUCGACUGAUCAUCUCGUUUCUGCUAACAAUGCAAGCAACCGAGGUCCUCCAAGUCAAGUGUCGGUAAGCAGUGGCGGCGGUGGAUCUUCAGGAACCACUGGAAACACGGCUGCAGGUACGAACGUCAAUGACAGAAGUCGUGCCGCAAGUGCUGGCAUACGAGGUUCCAAGUUUCGCCAUGGACUUCUCACGUUAAUGAUUCACAGCAUUGACCCCAUGCAUGACGGAGGUCAUGUUGACGACAAGGCAAACAAAUUACAUGCCAUCGCUUCAUUGCGAGUGUUGUUGGAUGCUACCAAGGAGCAGACAGUAGCCAAUGGCCGUGAUCCAAACGAAGAGUUUUCCAACACUGGGCGCUCUGAGAUGACUCCCGUCGAAUCGUUCAUUGUCAGCGAAGCAACGGCAGCGUCCGCCUCAGUUUCUGCGGCUACAGCCGUACUUACAAAAACGGAAGCCGGUGUUUCGGCAGUAGUGGAUUGUACUUCAAUGUCGAACCGACAAGAUGUUAAUGGUGCCAUUGGGGGUACCGAUGGGGCUGGUGAGGGAGGUGGUAAUGGCGACGAUGAGGUCAUCAAACCUCUUGACCUGUCUUGGCCGGAAGGAACUCGUAAACAAUUAACAUACUUAUUCCUGGCGCCCAUAUUAUGGCCACUGUGGCUGACCUUACCCGACACACGAACUCCACAGGGGAAGCGGUUCUUUGUCGUAACCUUCAUUGGCAGUAUUCUUUGGAUUGCUGCCUAUUCGUAUUUGAUGGUUUGGUGGGCUAAUUUGACCGGUGAAACGGUUUACAUACCUCCAGAGGUUAUGGGUCUAACAUUUUUGGCUGCUGGCACUUCGAUCCCUGAUUUAAUAACGUCGGUGAUCGUGGCAAGAAAGGGUUUGGGAGACAUGGCUGUCUCUUCUUCAGUUGGAUCAAAUAUUUUUGAUAUUUGCGUCGGUCUACCGCUUCCAUGGUUACUAUAUUGCAUCAUAAUCGGCAGCCCAGUGCAAGUGAGCAGUUCGGGAAUGGCCUGCUCUGUUCUCGUGCUUUUUGGUAUGCUGUGCUUUGUUGUGCUGAGCAUUGCGUGCUUCCGAUGGAAAAUGAACAAGGCCCUAGGAGUUACCAUGUUCCUAUUCUACUUUGUUUUUGUCGCCGUUUCGCUUGGAUUUGAGUAUGGUACAAUAAGUUGUCCGGUUUAGGUUAUUCUGCCGAUGAUCUUCUAAUAAUUUCUAACCGAAGUGUUUUCAUCGAAUUUAAACAGAUAAUUUUCUUGGUUUAUAAGUUUGCAUUAAAUAAGCAUAUAAGUUUUUUUUGUUAAAUAUUUAUGAGAAGUAACUUUUUGUUGGUACUAAAUGGUUGUUACAUAUUUCUUUGCGAAUUUAUUCGAUUUUCCCUUCUAUUCUUCUUGUUUGUAAAAACUAUAGAGUAACAAAGAUAAGCAGUAGGUUAUUUUCGCCACGCUCUUCCUAUUUGGCCCAUCUGCCUCUAUCUUAUUUAAUUUCCAAUACCGCCUUUUGAAAUUUCAGUUUCACAUGGUCUCAAUUUCCUGGGACAGUAACUUUCGUGGAAUAAUUAAUAUUGACGUACUAUAUAGUCUGAACUCCGAAGUAACCGUUUUCUAAAAAAAAAGGAAUGUGCAUCUGAUGUUACAGGAGCCUAUGGCGCGAUCCGAGAUCCAAACAAAUUGAAUCAAGCUACUCUUUUUUGUUCAAAGGCAUUGAAAUAUUCUCUACAAUUUGAAAGUAGGCCUAAUAAGAAAAAGACACAAAUUUUGUAAGUAUAGCAAUGCGCAAAAACUGGGAAAUUUAACUCUUUUUCUAUCACGCGAAACGACUGUUAAUAAGCAAUCCGCCAGCUUAAGUAGUAAAAUAAAUCUUUUUUGAAGAAACCAUCUUCUGAAAAGGAAUUCGGAAAGAGACUUCAAAAAUAUCCGAGACGGAUCCCAUAACCGCUAAGCGUUUAUCGGCGGCCAAAAAGAAGGAUUUUGUAUAAAUAAUUUUUUAAAUCCCAAAUAUCGCACAAUUCGGAGGGAACGAGGCUUUCUGAUUCCUUAAUUUUUAUCGAUUUUAUUUUCCGAAUAUCUUCUAAGCUGUAACAAAUUUAAAUCCUAUGUCUUUAAGCAUUAGAAUCGCCUUGUGAUUUUGUACAAGGUAAACCCGUUCCACAUUGUUGAAGUCCAUUCCCCUUUGAUUAUUUUUCAAAAACGACUUGAUUUACCACUUGAUUUGCGGACUGCUUGUUAAAAAUCUGUUACCAUGAAUGAAACAAUAUUACUUUUACAGUUACAUUUACUACAGUAUCGUUAUUGAACUGUUGUACGCUAAUAUUUUUUUUGUAGUAAUACUUAAAAAAAAUGUAGUUCUAAAAUUUUUCGUUUUUCAUUCAUUUUAACCGAAGUGAAAUCUAAAAGAUGAUCUUUUAAAAAUUUCAUCUAGCUUUUAGCAAUUAAUUCUUGUUCGAUUUCUCAUUUACUUGAUAAUGGUGUUUUGCAAAACCCUUGUAUCGCACAAACUAAACUAACUUGUUCAAUUUCUUCGGUAUUUUGGAUCAACAAAUGAUGAUUUCAGAUUCUGAAAUCACACACACACGCAGACAGGAGUAAGAAAAAUUAAAUAUCAAACCAUGACAGUUAUAACAGGACUUUUUAUAAUGAACUAAAUUGCUAAUGAGUUUUAUUUAAAGUAGUUGAAUCCUUCCUUGUGUAGAUGCCCACUAACUAUAAGAAAUUUCUAAUGGGAAAGUUGUAAGCAAUAACACCAUCUUACUUAUCGCGCACUACUAAUUUGAUUACUUUAAAUUUCAUUGAAAUAUAUAAUCAUUUUUUUUGUGUUGGCAUUUUUCAUUUAUUUUGGUAAACUGUCUAGUUAACUAGUAUGUGUGACAAGAAUUUUUACUUCAUUUAUUGGAAAUAGGGGUAGCCUGUUUUCAGAUAAUAUUCCUCCAGACAUCGAUGGUCGUAUUUUAGAACUGGAAAGUAGACAUGUGAUUUUUCGAUAUCCUUCAUAUUCUAGAUCAAUUUGUAAAGCCCCUUCUUCUUUCGAUUUUAACUCGAUAUCUUGUUAUUGUGUACGUGCAACGGAGAGCGGAAAUGGUGAUUAACAACAAGUCAUUUUUUGGGUCAAAAGCAAUACACAUGGAAAUUCAGUAGGUA